AUGUCAACAUCAACUCAAAUAUUUCCAACACUUGCAACAAUUCAAACACUUUUAGUAACAUAUGCUUAUCCAACUAUGUUAGUUCUGGGUAUUUUAGGAAAUAGUAUUAAUAUAUAUAUAUUUCUAAGAAAAAAAUUAGUUGGAACAUCUUGUAAUAAUUAUUUUUUGGCUACGGCAAUUACUAAUUUAAUAAUAUUAAAUAUUGGUAUUAUUUCAUUUUUAUAUACAUACUAUCAAUCAUGGGCAAUAACAACAAUAUAUUGUCAAAUGCGAACUUAUUUUUUUCAUGCAAGUCAACAAAUGAGUCGUUAUUUUCUUGUCAUGGCUUGUUUUGAUCGUUUUGCUCUUUGUUCAACACAUGCUUGUCUUAGAAAAUUUUCUCAUAUACGUAUUGCACGUCUUUAUGUAAUUCCUGGUACAAUUAUAUUUUGGUUAAUAGUUCCAAUUCAUAUACCAAUAUUUUAUUAUUCAAUAAAUAAUACUUGUACAUUUUCAGGUGUUGCAGCAUUUUAUCAACGAGCUUAUAAUUUAGUAGUAACAGCUUUUUUACCACCAGGUUUAAUGCUUAUUUUUUCUAUAUUAACAUUUCGUAAUUUAAAAUUAAGAAAUCAACGUCGACAAAUCUAUCCUAUUACUCCAAGAAAUUUUACUAUAUUCAUGAGAAAAACUCGACAAGAACAAAUUAAAAAUCAACAAAUAUUUGUUAUGUUAUUAAUACAAGUUUUUAUAUAUUUAUGUUCAACAUCUCUUUAUUCAAUAUAUACACUUUAUACAUUUAUAACAGCAAAUGAUGGAACAAAUAAAUCAAAUGAACGUUUAUCAAUUGAAUCAUUUAUUUCAUUUACCAAUACAAUGCUUAUUUAUGUUUUUCCAUUUAUAUCCUUCUAUUUAUUUGUUUCAGUUUCUCAUACUUUUCGUAAAGAAAUGAAAUUAAUGAUUAUUCGAAUUGUAAAUCAAUGUCAUACAUUUUCUAUAAAUAAUGGUAAUCAUCAUGCAGAAAAUACGAUUAAUGUUAUGUAUCAAUAA
Molecule: messenger RNA, 1026 nt
Organism: Adineta steineri
Lineage: Eukaryota; Metazoa; Rotifera; Eurotatoria; Adinetida; Adinetidae
Source: the annotation of a GenBank genome assembly